CGAAACCCUAAUUCUGUUUCCCCCAUUUCCAUUCGAUUGGUUCUCAAAUCUGCUUUCCUAUCCCUAAAUUCAACAUUUUCGUUCGUUCUGCUUCCAUAUUUCUUCGAUCAGGGUUUGUUUAGACGGAGUUUGAUUUGUUGCUGUCCUCUCGCGAUCUAUCUUUACGUGGUGAGAGUAUAGCUCCGAGAUCGUAAGUUGUUCUGGUGAUGGCUUCGAAACGGAUUUUGAAGGAGCUCAAGGAUUUGCAGAAGGACCCUCCUACGUCAUGCAGCGCAGGUCCUGUGGCAGAGGACAUGUUUCAGUGGCAAGCAACAAUCAUGGGACCUUCUGAUAGUCCAUACUCUGGUGGGGUGUUCUUAGUUUCCAUUCAUUUUCCUCCUGACUACCCUUUCAAGCCACCAAAGGUUGCAUUUAGGACAAAGGUGUUCCAUCCAAACAUCAACAGCAAUGGGAGCAUAUGCUUGGAUAUCCUCAAGGAACAAUGGAGUCCAGCAUUAACAAUCUCAAAGGUUUUGCUGUCGAUCUGCUCACUGUUAACAGACCCAAACCCUGAUGACCCUUUGGUGCCAGAAAUCGCUCACAUGUACAAGACUGAUAAGUCCAAAUACGAAGCCACUGCUCGUAGCUGGACACAGAAGUAUGCCAUGGGAUGAUUUAAGUGGGAAUGGAGUGGAAGAAUAAAAAUUGGUAGGGUUUUUUAUUCUUGGUGUUGUUAAGAAACAGCUGGUUUGUGUAAUAUUGAAUUGAUUUCAAGUCUAGAAGAAGAAGAAAUUGUAUUAAAAAUCCAAGUUUCCAUUUUGCACAAACACAAAUCCAUGGCAUUACAACUGAUUAUAAUCAUUGGCUUCAUAUGGAUCUUAUUUAUUUCCAA
Cynara cardunculus var. scolymus (artichoke) is the source of this 871-nucleotide messenger RNA. RefSeq names its product SUMO-conjugating enzyme UBC9-like. The transcript is spliced from 5 exons. Gene Ontology annotation, biological process: protein polyubiquitination. Gene Ontology annotation, cellular component: nucleus. NCBI's taxonomy places the organism in Eukaryota, Viridiplantae, Streptophyta, Magnoliopsida, Asterales, Asteraceae. Bases 207 to 653 code for a protein of 148 amino acids. The record is from RefSeq and is a predicted model, not a curated record. Gene Ontology annotation, molecular function: ubiquitin conjugating enzyme activity.